AGCGACCUGAGUACAUUGCUGCUCAGAUACAUUGCGACAGUUGAACGGAAAAGACGUGUGUGUGUUUCUUUAAACAAAAAAGAACAAACUAUAUCAAAAAAAUUAAUAAAGAUCAAGAACAUUUAGCAAAAUAUUAAAGAAAAAAAACUCAAGAACUUAACAUAAAAAAUAAAUCAAUGCUUUAGUGAAAUUUCCUGUAUAUUUUGGAUUACAACUUACAUUUUGGAUAACAAUUUUGUUGGCAGUUGGAUUUCUUUCACAGUCAUCUUAUUGAGUUGUGACAAUAAACACCGUUUAAAUAUGUUGAAAUGGGCAGUUAAUGGUCCUCGCCAGAGUUAUUCGCAAAAUGAUGAUAAUAAUCAGGAAUUUCCUGCCACAUCUGGCUCUUCGUCGCAACAGCAAAGGCGACGUCUAAAACGUAAAUCUUCUGAUUUGAGUACGCUUAGACCCAAAACAUCCUGGCACGACAAAGAAAAUCAAUAUACAUCCACACCUUUGCAUGCAACUGCCAGAAGUUUCUCAGUGAGUCCUUCACGUAAAAUGGAUAGUUUGAAAGAUUUAAGUAACAUAGUGCCCGAACUGCCAUACAACUCCCCUUUGAGAUUGUCCACCAACAAACUAUCGCCUAAUAUUUUGAAAACUCCCGAAAACACACAAGCACGCAAAAAUCUACCUAAUAACUACGCAUCUACUUUGCCCACGUUUGAUGUGGAAUAUUCUCCCUGUGCUCUGAUUCCCGGUCCUAUAUUGGCAUUGAGAGGAGUAGGCAUACCCGAUAGUUACUUUGAAAAGCCUAGAUACAUAACACCACAUCCCAAGGAAAUAUUAAACAAUGUUAACGAAGAACCAGCACUUGAAACUAAAACACUUGAGAAACCUGCUACAUCUAUUUUAAAAUAUCCCGUAUACAUGGAAGAAUCUACCUUAAGUUCGACCAAAAUGGGUGAUGUUACCCUGGAACGUAUGAUAGACGCCAUUCUUGAAAGCACGCGUAAAGAAAGAAAAUCGCAGAAAGCACAAAAGCAUCCACAACAAUCCCACUCACAGAAUAUGUCACCCACCUAUACGCCAGCCGAAGAUCCAGCCAGUGAUUUACAUGAAGUCUGGGAUUCAGAAAAGGCACGCUACAGACAAAAGGAACAAAAGUUUAGAGCCGGCUUAACUAAAAAGAGUCUAUUCAAUGAAAGGGAAAUAUGCUCGCCACAAUUGCAAGAAACUCUCGAUCCUGGCCAAUUAAGAAGACAAGGUGGUCUCAGAAGAAAGCGUAAAAUCAACCAAAUUACAGCCAGCGUCAUGAACUCCGCCCAAAAAUUCCUGGGCAAAGGUCCACACGCGCAAAAACCUUUCUUGCAUUCCCAUAACCUGCGCAAAGUAUUCGAAGCUGAACUCAUACACGAUGAAAUUCAUCCACGCAAACUUAUGCGCAAUCUUAGUCCCGAUAGUGGUCACAAUUCCUCUGGUGAUUACGAAGAAGAAGACGAUGACUCCACCUUAGAAUGUACCUCAGAUGAUAACAAAACUUUAGAUAACACCAAAAGAAGACUAAGUUUCUCUUUGCAAAAUUUAAAUAAAACAUAAUGUAGAAAAAUAAUACAAAAUUUUUGCAAGUUACUGCCUUAAUUCUAGAACACAUAGAGCGAACUUUAUUUUCAAAAUACUUAAUAUAAUUAAAAAUGUUGAAAAGUUAUCAAUUUGGUUGUUUUUAAUUGCUAAGAAUCUUUAAAUAAAAUUGACAAAUUACAAAAAAAAAACAUACAUACAUUUAAUAA
Calliphora vicina (urban bluebottle blowfly) is the source of this 1769-nucleotide messenger RNA. RefSeq lists its product as uncharacterized. NCBI's taxonomy places the organism in Eukaryota, Metazoa, Arthropoda, Insecta, Diptera, Calliphoridae. The transcript is spliced from 2 exons. The record is from RefSeq and is a predicted model, not a curated record. The coding region runs from base 301 to 1578 and encodes 425 amino acids.